Molecule: messenger RNA, 903 nt
Organism: Desarmillaria tabescens
Lineage: Eukaryota; Fungi; Basidiomycota; Agaricomycetes; Agaricales; Physalacriaceae
Product: mitochondrial carrier domain-containing protein
Exons: 11
Coding region: 1-903 (300 amino acids)
Biological process (GO): phosphate ion transmembrane transport; malate transmembrane transport; succinate transmembrane transport
Molecular function (GO): thiosulfate transmembrane transporter activity; malate transmembrane transporter activity; succinate transmembrane transporter activity
Source: RefSeq, a predicted model, not a curated record
AUGUCGUCUCCGUCCGUGUCGCCUGCGUCUGCGCCUGCUAAGAAGCAGCCGUAUCCAUUCUGGCUUGGUGGCGUCGCUGCUACCAUCGCGGCUUCUAUUACACAUCCUCUAGAUCUAACUAAAGUCCGGCUACAGGCAUCGGGGGACAAGCGCAUGAUAGAAAGUAUGAAGAAGACUGUACGCACAGCAGGCGUGCGUGGUCUCUUCGAUGGUAUCUCUGGAACGUGGUUACGUCAGAUGUCCUAUUCGAUGUGCCGAUUCUGGGCAUACGACGAGAGUAAGAAGAUAGUUGGUGCGGGGAAGGAUGCACCAGCGUACAAGUUGGCUCUUGCUGGCUCUAUGGCUGGUGGAGUUGCUGGUUUUGUUGGGAAUCCUGGAGAGAUCGUCAUGGUGCGUCUCCAGGGAGAUUUCGCAAAGCCGCCGGAGAAGAGAUUCAACUACAAACAUUGUAUCGAUGCGCUGUUUAGGAUGGUCCGCGAAGAAGGUGUUUCUUCGCUUGCCCGUGGAGUGGGACCCAACGUGUUCCGUUCCGUUCUGAUGAACGCCAGUCAGCUUGCUUCAUACGAUUUCUUCAAGGCUGAGCUCUUGAAGACUCCAUACUUCCAUGACAAUAUCGCUUGCCAUUUCGCUGCAAGCUUUGCUGCUGGCACCGUCGCGACAACUGUCUGCUCUCCUGCGGAUGUAUUGAAGAGUCGUAUCAUGAACGCGUCAGGACCAGGAUCUAAUUCUACUCUUGCUGUCAUCAAGACUUCGUUAAAGAAUGAGGGCGCGAUGUUCAUGUUCAAAGGCUGGUUACCAGCUUGGACUCGUCUACAACCAACGACGAUUCUCAUCUUCUUGACGUUGGAACAAUUGAGGAACGGGGUUGAUUAUUCGAGGAGCAAAGGCUAUACGUUCUUGUGA